Messenger RNA from Paraphaeosphaeria sporulosa, 1452 nucleotides. RefSeq lists its product as uncharacterized. Bases 1 to 1452 code for a protein of 483 amino acids. The record is from RefSeq and is a predicted model, not a curated record. NCBI's taxonomy places the organism in Eukaryota, Fungi, Ascomycota, Dothideomycetes, Pleosporales, Didymosphaeriaceae. The transcript has a single exon.
AUGGAUGCCGAGAUACGGCAUAGGUUGGCUGAAGCUGUGAUAGCUUUCAUGCGACGGCCGUACUUCUCAAGAGUCUGGGUCCUUCAGGAGCUGCAACUGGCCUCGACGACUUCGUUUUGCUGUGGGAUGGAUACCCGCUCCUUCGAUCACCUCAUCGGAGUCACUAUGCUGGUGGACUUCUGGAUCAAUGUACGCGAAUACGUUGCAUAUUGGUAUCCUAUGACACGUCUAGCAGUGUCUCUGCUCUUUAGACAGCCAUGGAUCCUUCGACGACUGAAAGUUUGCCGGGACCUGAAUGUGGCGCUACAGGAAGUAGCACCACAACGUGGCUGUCUUGCUCUUGCUUCAGGUGUCAGGGGGACCCGCAGAUUGUCCGAAGUACUAGAACAUAUGCAGUACUUCUCCUGCGCUGACGCUCGGGAUAAGCUGUACGGUAUCCUAGCACUCGUCGAUUGGCCGGGCCAGUCAAAACCAGAUCCGGACUAUAGCAGAGACUGCUUCCAGGUCGCAAUUGCCAUUUAUAAUAUCUACUGGAAACAUCCCACCUGCGCUCCAGUAACAGGGUCAGUCGUAGAAUGGGUCGGUCGCUUGCGCGAGACUUUUGGUAUAUCCCUAGAUCAAAAUACGCUGCGGGAGGCUGCGGCUCUACGAUAUCCCGAUUCUCAACUACCAGACGUCAUGCAGACCAGACGUGGAAGCUAUCAGUCUCUUUCGAGCAUCAAGCGCCAAUCUAUUGGAGGUGCAUCCAUAGCAACAUUGCGCUCUCUCCAGCUCGGAAGACGGCUGUCAAAAAACCGAAGCAAAAACGUUUGGUACGGCAUCAAACUCCAACACGCUCGAAACAUGAAACAAUACUCCGCUUCUAGAUAUUCGAGUGUGAAGUUUCUCUGUCUGGAGGAUGAUGCUAGCGAACCCAUCAGCAGAAUAUAUGACCAGGACGGAAAGCUCUUCGCUUUUGCGCCCAAGGGAACCAGGGCGUCAAACUGGCUCCUUAUAAGUGACAAAAGACAGCAAAACGCAAGGAAUGCUUUAGCUCUGGUGGUCAAGUUUCCCGAAUCGAAUUAUGGUCAGUACCGCAUCAUAGGCCAAGCUUCUGUUUGCUACCAGGACCCGGAAAGUAUCUAUCAAUUCCUCGAAUGGGAGACAUUCUCUGCGAAGUGGUAUCCCGAAGAUCUCUUUGUUCUCGAAUGGAGCCACCACAAUCGAACAAGCGGUGACCUAUCGAGCAACGAGAUUAUUCAGUGGCUCAGACUGAAGAUUUGCGCAACCGAAGAGUCUUCGUCUUUCGACGGGCCUCCAUUCGAAUCGCUUGAGAGUUUUGAUUCUUCAUAUCCUCACCAUCACAUCAGUCGUAGGAAUUCAGAUAUAAGGUUCGACCGGGCCGACGUCGAGGAAGUAUUCGCAAGAAUGAAUCCGGGGUUAGUAGACGAAUUGCUAUCAGACGAAGACUGA